Caenorhabditis remanei is the source of this 378-nucleotide messenger RNA. RefSeq lists its product as uncharacterized. Bases 1 to 378 code for a protein of 125 amino acids. The record is from RefSeq and is a predicted model, not a curated record. The transcript has a single exon. NCBI's taxonomy places the organism in Eukaryota, Metazoa, Nematoda, Chromadorea, Rhabditida, Rhabditidae.
AUGGUACCUGUACCUAUUGAUUUGACUAAAAUUGACUACAAACGCCUUCUUCGGCGCAAUGUCCCCGGAAACGGAUAUUAUCAUGGAAUGAGAUAUCAGAGAGGUGGAAAUCAACGAGGAAACGGUCUUGGUGGUGUUCUCACUGCAGCUGCUCAUUUAAUUCCUCGGUUUUUGAACUCUUUUGCUGGACAGCACAUGGUCAAUGCAGGAAAACAACUAGUUUCGGAAUUGGCUCAAGGACAAGACUUUAAAAAUAGUUUGAAAACUGUUGCUCAAAGAAAAAUUAAAGAAAUUGGUGGCUCUGGAAAGAAGUCGUCUGUUCUUGUUUUGAAGCCACAUUUGGUGAAAAAGAAGACGCACCGCAAAAACUUUCUCUAG